CACUUCCGCCGGACGCCGUCUGGAGAAGGAUGGAGGAGGAGCAGAGGCAGCGGGGGAGGCUGAGCCGCCGCAGGCCGCCCGCGGGGGGCGGGACCCCUAACUGCCGCCCCUGGUUUCUCUCGGAGGGAAGUAAGAGUGAGCCGUGGGCUGCUCUGCUGCGCAGCACCGUGAGCGGGAACACGGAUUGGACCCCGAACAGUCAGCCAUUAGCACCGCUGCCUGCUUUACCCGGCAAGGAGUCUGUGCCUGAGCCAGAGUCCACUGUGCCUCCUGAAGUCUUCACUGUGGGAUCCAAGACUUUUUCCUGGACGCCUUUUCCACCUGCCCUUCGUGGCUCUGGAAGCUCCUACCACCUGUUCCGUGGACUCGAAGGCUCCCUGGAGUCACCUACUCCAUCCCUGAAAGGAUGUCCUGCACUAGAUUCCGGUCGAACUCCUAGCACCCAGGAGUGUGUGCGCGUGCAGAGUCCACCUGUGUUGCUGAGCUGCCCGUUGUGCCAGAAGGCAUUUGACUCGAAGAUGACCCAGCUAGAUGUGGAUAGCCACCUUGCUCAGUGCUUGGCUGAAAGCACAGAAGAUGUGGUGUGGUGAGCUUCAGGGCGCCUUGCUGUAUCUUCUCCUUCAAGCCUGCAUGCUGACAUUGGAUGUGACUGCUGAAACCUCUUUGUGUGGACACCUGAGUAUUGUUUCCUUCUGGUUUUGUUCAUGAGCCUUGGACAGAAUGCUGGUCACUGACAGCAGGCAGCAGAUCCUCUGUGGAAUCAUCUUCAUUGUCAGCCUAACUGGAUGUGGAAUCUCCUAGGAGACACAUCUCAAGUGUGCCUGUGAAACUGUCUCCAGACAUCACCUGGGAAAGGAAGUCCCAGUGGAUGUGGGUGGCCUGGGGUCCCACUGACUGAAAAGGGAAAAAGGCGAAAUUGAGCUGCUCUCUGACUGGGCAUGGGAUGAGAUGCACUUCCCAAUGCUACGGCAGCCAUAGCUACCUUUGCUGCUGUGCCCUCCUUGCUGCAGGGACUAUAUCUUCAUCUGGGAGCCAGAAUAAAUUUUAAGUUGCUUUCCA
This is a messenger RNA of Mastomys coucha (southern multimammate mouse), 1059 nucleotides long. It is a transcript of the gene Faap20, whose product is annotated as FA core complex associated protein 20. The record is from RefSeq and is a predicted model, not a curated record. Gene Ontology annotation, biological process: DNA damage response. The transcript is spliced from 4 exons. The coding region runs from base 30 to 590 and encodes 186 amino acids. NCBI's taxonomy places the organism in Eukaryota, Metazoa, Chordata, Mammalia, Rodentia, Muridae. Gene Ontology annotation, molecular function: K63-linked polyubiquitin modification-dependent protein binding; ubiquitin binding.